AUGUCUUCAUCAUAUAUAUCAUCACUCAAUGAUGCAAGUAAACAAAUAACCAUUUAUGUAGGUAUACCAACACUUAUUGCAGGUAUUCUUGGUGGACUUCUCAAUACAAUUGUCUUUCUUAGUCUUCGAACUUUUCGAGAAAGUCCAUGUGCAUUCUAUUUAACUAUUAUGUCAAUUGUCAAUGUUGGUCAAAUGAUUACCGGUUUACUUGCUCGUAUUUUAACGAGUGGUUUUAAUAUUGAUUGGUCACUAACAUCUCUAUUCUAUUGUAAAUUUCGACUUUAUUGUUUUCAAGUAUGUGCAUUGAUAUCAAUGACUUGUAUCUGCUUGGCAAUUAUUGAUCAAUAUUUGAUUACUUGUUCUCGUCAACGAUGGCAACAAUGGAGUAACAUGACGAUAGCUCGUUGUUUGUCAGCAAUAUUUAUUUUGAUUUGGAUACUUCAUACUAUUCCUUAUCUAAUCUAUUAUAAUCAUGUCAUAUCAAAUACUACCAGCAAAGUAACGUGCAUAGUUACAAAUAAUACCUUUCAACAAUAUGUUACCUUUGGUCUUAUUUUCAUUAUUGGAAAAUUAUUACCUAUCUGUAUGACAUUCUUGUUUGGAAUUCUAGCAUAUCGUAACUUACGACAAAUGAGUCAUCGAGCAUUGCCUAUUGUUCGACGUGAAUUAGACAAACAGUUAACAGUGAUGGUCUUAGUGUUAGUUGUCUGUGCUUUUUUUAUGAAUAUGCCAUAUACUAUUGUAUAUCUUCUAACAGCAAUGCCACAACUCACUCAAAAUCCAAUUAUUGCAGCACAAUUACAAUUUGCUUCUAAUGUGACUACCUAUCUAGUUUAUAUGUACUUUGCAAGUCCAUUUUAUAUAUUUUUGUGUGUAUCCGAUCGAUUUCGUCGACAACUCAUCUAUGUAUUGUUUGAUGUAUAUUUGAAUAAAUGGCGACAACAACGUCAAAUACUAGUCAAUAAAGUGAAACCACAGUUAACAUGA
Adineta steineri is the source of this 987-nucleotide messenger RNA. The record is from the annotation of a GenBank genome assembly. NCBI's taxonomy places the organism in Eukaryota, Metazoa, Rotifera, Eurotatoria, Adinetida, Adinetidae.